Castor canadensis (American beaver) is the source of this 3965-nucleotide messenger RNA. The record is from RefSeq and is a predicted model, not a curated record. Lineage: Eukaryota; Metazoa; Chordata; Mammalia; Rodentia; Castoridae.
CAAGAGGAAAAGUGUUUUCCAGUGCCUUUGGCCUUCCUGUUGAAAGCAAAGUGUGUAUGAAGACUGUUGAAAUAUGUCAGAGACUUCCUCCCAUGACUCUUUCUAUGAUUCCUUAUCAGACGUGCAGGAAGAAAGCAAGAAUGCUGACUUCUUCCCAGAGCUAUCUGCUUUUCUCAGCCAGGAAGAGAUACACAAGAGUCUCGACCUGGCCCGGAGAGCUAUAGCCAGUUCUGAAACAGAGGAGUUUGACUCAGAAAAGGAGAUCGCUCAGAUUUUCAACACCUCUCCUGUAAGCCUCUGUGAAACUCCUUCCCACAAGAAGACCAAACUGGGGGAGCAGGCCUCCUCAGGAAGGCCUCAGGAAAACAGGCCAACACCUGUCCAGCUUCUGGCAGAAGAGCACCCUGAGCACACUACUUCACCUGUGUCAAGGAGAAAGCCUGCUCUGUCACCCCUGCUCGCCAGGCCCAGCUACAUCCGGAGCCUCCGAAAGGCUGAGAAACGGGGUGCAAAAAUUCCCAACCCAAACGCAAAAUCCAAACCAGCACACCAAAGUAAGUCGGGGCCCCAGGGCCAGCUAUGUGACAAGGCAGCCAAUCUGAUCGAGGAGUUGACAUCCAUCUUUAGAGAGGCGGCCAGGCCAAGAAACAGAAACCCAAAUGGGGAGUCCUCUUCGCCAGACAGUGGGUACCUGUCUCCUAAGAAUCAGCCAUCAGCCCUGAUGACUGCCUCAGCCAGCCAAAGCCCCACCGAAGACCAGCAGGAGAUGGACGCAGAGGUCAAGUUACCGGAGGCCAGACACUGCUACCAGGCAGCCCAGGGCGUGGCCCGAACUCCCAACAGCAUCCCGCACCCACAGCCCCAGAAAGGGCUCCACUUCCCGUCUGCGCCCCGCUUCAUCCAGAAGCUGAAAAGCCAAGAAGUCGCGGAAGGAAGUAGGGUUUACUUGGAGUGUAGAGUCACUGGAGAUCCAACUCCUCGUGUCAGAUGGUUCUGUGAAGGGAAGGAGCUGCACAACACUCCUGACAUACAGAUCCACUCUGAAGGUGAGGACCUCCAUACUCUGGUCAUCGCAGAGGCCUUUGAGGACGACACAGGUCGCUAUACCUGUCUGGCUACGAACCCAAGUGGCUCAGACUCAACAUCUGCAGAGGUGUUCAUUGAAGGAGCCAGUUCAACAGAUUCUGACAGUGAAAGUUUAGCUUUCAAAUCAAAACCUGGAGCCAUGCCACAAGCUCAAAAGAAAACAACUUCUGUUUCCUUGACAAUAGGAUCAUCAUCUCCAAAGACAGGAGUGACCACGGCUGUGAUUCAGCCAUUAUCUGUUCCUACUCAACAGGCUCACAGUCCGACUUCAUAUCUCUGCCAACCUGAUGGAACCACCACAGCCUGCUUUCCUCCUGUUUUUACAAAGGAACUGCAAAACACAGCAGCAUCCGAGGGCCAGGUGGUGGUCUUGGAGUGCCGGGUCCGAGGAGCACCUCCUCUGCAGGUCCAGUGGUUCCGGCAAGGAAGUGAAAUCCAGGACUCUCCAGAUUUCAGAAUUCUACAGAAAAAACCUAGAUCUACAGCUGAACCUGAGGAGAUUUGCACCCUUGUUAUCGCUGAGACUUUCCCUGAAGAUGCUGGAAUCUUUACCUGCUCAGCAAGAAAUGACUAUGGAUCAGUGACAAGCACUGCCCAGCUAAUUGUCACCUCAGCCAAUGCUGAGAACUAUAGCUACAACUCAUUGGGAGAAUCCAACAAUGAUCACUUCCAACGCUUUCCACCUCCCCCUCCAAUCUUGGAGACAAUUUCCUUUGAGUUGGUGUCAAAGAAACCGCCUGAGAUCCAGCAAGUGAACAGUCCUGACUCAGGACUUAGCAUGGCAGCCCUUCAAAUGCAAUUCAAUUCUUCUGAGAGGGAAACCAACGGAGUCCAUCCCAGCCAUGGAGUCAAUGGACUGAUUAAUGGCAAAGCUAACAGUAAUAAAUCUCUUCCAACACCAGCUGUCCUGCUUUCACCCACUAAGGAGCCACCACCUCUGCUUGCCAAACCAAAACUGGACCCCCUGAAGAUCCAGCAACUGCAGCACCAGAUCCGCCAGGAGCAGGAGGCGCGCGCUCGGCCCCCCGCGCCGCCCUCGCCGCCCUUCCCGCCGCCGCCCGCGUCCCCGGAGCUCGCGGCCUGCGCGUCGCCCGCCGGCGCGGAGCCCAUGAGCGCGCUCGCCUCCCGCUCGGCCGCCGCCGCCGCCAUGCAGUCCUCCGGCUCCUUCAACUACGCGCGCCCCAAGCAGUUCAUCGCAGCGCAGAACCUGGGUUCCGCGUCCGGCUCCGGCACUCCGGUCUCCAGCCCCGCCACCUCCAGCCUGCCGUCACCCUUGUCCCCCACGCUGAAGCCGUUCGGCCGCGCGCCCGGGCCCUUCGGGCAGCCCUUCGGCGCCGAGCCCGAGCCCGCGUGGUGCCCGUCCUCGCCGUCGCCCCCGCCGCCGCCGCCCCCGGUCUUCAGCCCCACCUCCGCCUUCCCGGUGCCCGACGUGUUCCCGCUGCCGCCGCCGCCGCCACCGCUGCCCAGCUCGGGCCCCGGGUCGCUCUGCGCCUCGCCCGGGGCCCGCCUGGGUCACGGCCAGACGCCCGCCGCCUUCCUCAGCUCCCUGCUGCCCUCGCAGCCGCCGCCCGUGGCCGUCAACGCUCUGGGGCUGCCCAAGGGCGUCACCCCCGCGGGAUUUCCAAAGAAGGCCGGUAGAACUGCUAGGAUAGCCUCUGAUGAGGAGAUUCAAGGUACAAAGGAUGCUGUCAUUCAAGACCUGGAACGAAAACUUCGCUUCAAGGAGGACCUCCUGAACAAUGGCCAGCCGAGAUUAACAUACGAAGAAAGAAUGGCUCGUCGACUCCUUGGUGCGGACAGUGCAAAUGUCUUCAACAUCCAGGAGCCAGAAGAAGAAACAGCUAAUCAGGACAUCGGGUCUGCUCAUGCUUCUGUAGGGAGCCCUCUGGAUGGUCAAAAGGAAUACAAAGUCUCCAGCUGUGAACAGAGACUCAUAAGCGAAAUUGAGUAUAGGCUAGAAAGGUCCCCUGUGGACGAAUCGGGUGAUGACAUUCACUAUGGGGAUAUGCCCAUGGAAAAUGGAGUGGCACCAUUCUUUGAGAUGAAGCUGAAACAUUACAAGAUCUUUGAAGGAAUGCCAGUGACUUUCACAUGUAGAGUGGCUGGGAAUCCAAAGCCAAAGAUCUAUUGGUUUAAAGAUGGAAAGCAGAUUUCUCCCAAGAGUGAUCACUACAGCAUUCAAAGAGAUCUGGACGGGACCUGUUCUCUCCAUACUGUAGCUGCCACCCUAGAUGACGAUGGGAAUUACACAAUUAUGGCGGCCAACCCUCAGGGCCGCGUCAGUUGCACUGGACGGCUAAUGGUACAGGCUGUCAACCAAAGAGGCCGCAGUCCCCGCUCUCCCUCAGGGCAUCCUCAUGCCAGAAGGCCUCGCUCUAGAUCCAGGGACAGUGCAGAUGAAAACGAGCCCAUUCAGGAGCGGUUCUUCAGACCUCACUUCUUGCAGGCUCCUGGAGACCUGACUGUUCAAGAAGGGAAACUCUGCAGGAUGGACUGCAAGGUCAGUGGGUUACCCACCCCAGAUCUGAGCUGGCAACUAGAUGGAAAGCCCAUCCGCCCCGACAGCGCUCACAAGAUGCUCGUUCGUGAGAAUGGGGUGCACUCUCUGAUCAUUGAGCCAGUCACGUCUCGAGAUGCCGGCAUCUACACGUGUAUAGCCACCAAUCGAGCAGGACAGAACUCUUUCAGCCUAGAGCUGGUGGUUGCUGCUAAAGAAGCACACAAACCCCCCGUGUUUAUCGAGAAGCUGCAGAACCACAGGAGUUUGUUGAUGGGUACCCGGUGCGCCUGGAGUGCCGGGUUGCAGGGGGUGCCACCGCCGCAGAUAUUUUGGAAGAAAGAAAAUGAGUCCACUCACUCACAGCACUGACCGAGUGAAG